Glossina fuscipes is the source of this 1440-nucleotide messenger RNA. RefSeq names its product POC1 centriolar protein homolog (gene Poc1). The transcript is spliced from 3 exons. Bases 81 to 1409 code for a protein of 442 amino acids. Gene Ontology annotation, molecular function: protein binding. The record is from RefSeq and is a predicted model, not a curated record. Gene Ontology annotation, cellular component: centriole; ciliary basal body. NCBI's taxonomy places the organism in Eukaryota, Metazoa, Arthropoda, Insecta, Diptera, Glossinidae. Gene Ontology annotation, biological process: cilium assembly.
GGGCACUAUAAUUAGACGCGGUUUUGAAAUAGUUGGAACGGGGAAAUAUAAAUUUGAACUUUGAAAAAUAUAAUUGCGCGAUGAAUCCAAAAAAGUAUGCUGAUCCUUGUUUGGAACGUCAUUUUAUGGGGCACACGCAAUGCGUAACACAGGUACGCUUCAAUGCCGACGAUGGCAAUAAAAUCGCAAGCAGCUCACUGGAUACCACGGUUAUCUUAUGGGAUUUAAAACAAACCGCCCGUUGUAUACGUUUCUCUGCCCACGUUGAAAGUGUUUAUGGUGUUAGCUGGUGUCCAAAAUCAAAUUUGGUAGCCUCUUGCUCUCAUGAUCGGACUGUUAAGAUUUGGGAACCUAAACUGCGUGGCGUUUCCGAAGAAUUUUUGGCGCAUUCCAAACCUGUACGUUCGGUAGACUUUCAUCCUACCGGUGCUAUGGUGGUGACGUCCUCCGAUGAUAAAUCGCUAAAACUAUGGCGAGUAACUCAACGCAAAUUUCUCACUUCGUUUGUUGGCCACACAAAUUGGGUACGCUCUGCUAAGUUUAGUCCAAACGGCCAGUUAGUUGCAUCUUGCGGCGAUGACAGGUCUUUGCGUAUAUUUGAUAUACAUUCCGGUGAAUGUGUAUGCUGUUUUACGGACGAACGUGGCAUGGGACGGCAAUUAGCUUGGCACCCGGAUGGCAAUAUGGUGGCAGUGGCUUUAAGUUGUAAUCGUGUUAAGAUAUUUGAUUUAACCGCACAAGAAUUGAUACAGUUGUAUCAAGUACAUAGUGCACCUGUUAACGAUUUAGUCUUUCAUUCCAAUGGCAAAUUUAUGCUUACUGGCAGUGAUGAUGAGACUAUGAAAAUAUUGGAUUUAUUAGAAGGUAGACCUAUUUACACUUUAACUGGCCACACUGGUAGAGUGACAACAGUAGCCUUCAAUCAAGACGGCUCAAGGUUUGCAUCUGCCGGUUCUGAUAAACAAUUGCUUGUUUGGAAAUCCAAUUUGCAUACUUAUGAUUCUUCCCUGUUCGAUGAAAAUAGACAAAAAGAAUUUUUAGCACAACAGCGUCUACCUGAUCCCAGCUGGGAAGCGUCCGGUGGAGUGGCCAUUUCCACCAUCUCCAACCCAAGUGACCAAUCUGUAUUGAUUGGUUUUCGUAAAUCUACCGUUUAUGAAUCCCAUGAUGAAAACUUUCAGGUGCUUGAUUGUCAAUAUACAAUGCAAACAGAUUCUUCUCGUACACGGUUGACCAACUCUAAAAGCGACAACAGUGCCACCAAUACAACAACUACUACUACAUCUAAUACUUGCGUCCACAGCAGUUCUUCUAUAUUGCAUUUAGCUGAAAAUAAAAGCUCUCUUAAUCCUGAGGAUGAAACCAUCGAAAACGAAAAACCAGACUGUAGCACUGGUAGAUAUUUUUAAACAAACAAAACAACAUUGUUUGAAAGACAAG